AUGGCCCAGGUCCGCGAGCCCCCAUGGCAUCUUCCCCCCAAAGCAGCCAAAACCCUCGCGGCGAGGAACAGCGCUCUCCUGCGCCAAACCCACCUCACCACCCUCACCAUCCACGCCAUCUUCCUCCUCCUUCACUUCCUCUUCCGCCGCCCGCGCUCUCUCACUCCAUACGCCAUUUUUACCAUCCCAACUCUAAUCAUAGAAUUUUACUUUGAGCGCCUAGGCCGCCCGCGCUACAACCCCGGCGACAACUCGCUACGAUCUCCCGGCGAAGAUCUGGAUGCGCCCGGCCUGACGGAGUAUUUCUGGGACGUGCUCUACUGGACCUGGGGGUGCAUGGGUGCCGUGUGCGUUUUUGGCGACAAGGCCUGGUGGCUGUGGGUUGUGGUCCCGCUGUAUUCCGCCUGGUCGGCAUAUACGACGUUUAUGGGCGUGAGGAAGGGAUUUGCCGGUAUGGGUGGGGAUGCUGGCGAUGCUGCUCCAGCUGCGGAUAGUAAAAGGCAGAAGAAGUUGGAAAAGAGAGGGCAGCGGGUAAAGUACCGUUAG
Molecule: messenger RNA, 546 nt
Organism: Uncinocarpus reesii 1704
Lineage: Eukaryota; Fungi; Ascomycota; Eurotiomycetes; Onygenales; Onygenaceae
Exons: 2
Coding region: 1-546 (181 amino acids)
Biological process (GO): vacuolar protein processing
Cellular component (GO): intracellular membrane-bounded organelle
Source: RefSeq, a predicted model, not a curated record